Plenodomus lingam JN3 is the source of this 747-nucleotide messenger RNA. RefSeq lists its product as uncharacterized. Gene Ontology annotation, cellular component: cytoplasm. Gene Ontology annotation, molecular function: phosphatase activity. The record is from RefSeq and is a predicted model, not a curated record. NCBI's taxonomy places the organism in Eukaryota, Fungi, Ascomycota, Dothideomycetes, Pleosporales, Leptosphaeriaceae.
AUGCCACCGACCCUAAUUCUGAUUCGCCAUGCUCAGGCUGAGCACAACGUCUCCAGUGACUGGAGCAUUCGCGAUGCACCAUUGACAGAGCUUGGCAAACAACAAUGUCUUGAAUUGCAAGAAAGUCUCAGGAACAGUGAGAUUGGGAACCAGGUAGAGCGUAUUGUAGUGAGCGCGCAGAGAAGAACGCUCCAAACUGCCACGAUUGGGUUGGAUUGGCUUAUCAAAAAGGGUGUUCCAGUUGUCCCCUCAGCACUGUGGCAAGAAAACGCCGACAAACCCUGCGACACUGGCUCACCUCUCGAUGUCAUAUCCUCCGAAUUCCCACAAUACGACUUUUCACACGUUGACCCUUCUUUUCCCGACAAAACGACAAAAAUCUCUUCCAACCCCUACGCCUUCACCCAGCGCGCCAUCCUCGCUCGCGGCCAAUCUGCACUCCGAGAGCUUUACUCGCGGCCCGAGAAGGUCAUUGCCGUGGUGUCGCACUCUGGUUUUUUGAGAACGGCAGUGGCAAACCGCAUGUUUUUCAAUGCGGAUUGGAGGGUUUUCACAUUCGAUGAGGAUGAAGGGGCUAGGCAGGGGAAGCUUGUCCUAAAGGAGAGCGAGGAGACGGAGAAGAAAGGAGGUGGCAUGGGCAGGAGUAACAUUGGUGUGUUUGGGGUUGUGGAGGGGGAUUUUCCUGCCGAAGAGGAGGAGAGGGUCGAGGAGGUUGGGGAGGCGAGUAAGGAAGUACCUAGUCAGUAA